Messenger RNA from Penaeus vannamei (Pacific white shrimp), 455 nucleotides. The record is from RefSeq and is a predicted model, not a curated record. Lineage: Eukaryota; Metazoa; Arthropoda; Malacostraca; Decapoda; Penaeidae.
AUGCUGUCAACAGAAAUGACAACCUGGAAGAAAAUUGCAACGCUCUUGCUUGCACUCAUUGCUGCAACAUUUGUGGAGGCGACGGUAGCGGGUGACUCGCUGGAGGAGGCGGCCAGUGAGGGGAAACUGCACUAUGAGGUGAUCAUGAGGGAAGCCAAGAUGCCCAAGUAUGGCGAUUGCUACCAGAACGCAUUGGAGGAUCUGCACAAUGGCUGUAGCAAUCUUGAUGACGAGGUCCAGAGCAGACUCGCCCUGUCGUUUACCAACUGCUACAUGCUGAGGUUCGGCUGGCCCGUGUACCCUUGCCGGGGCGACCAGCAGCUGAGCAAGUGCAUGGAGGGCCUGGAUGCUAGGGCCGCCUCCAUCUACUCCUCCAUGCUCACCAACACGCUUGCCAUGUGCCAUUUCCUCCAGGCACAGGCGUGGCACCACUCGACGUCCAGUGCCAUUGACAA